Molecule: messenger RNA, 3834 nt
Organism: Penaeus chinensis
Lineage: Eukaryota; Metazoa; Arthropoda; Malacostraca; Decapoda; Penaeidae
Exons: 6
Coding region: 344-2047 (567 amino acids)
Biological process (GO): regulation of DNA-templated transcription
Molecular function (GO): sequence-specific DNA binding; zinc ion binding; DNA-binding transcription factor activity
Source: RefSeq, a predicted model, not a curated record
GACUGGUCGCGUUCAGAGGCUCAGGUCCACCUACAUCCACACACACCCUCACGCACACGCACACACACGCGCUCGCUCCCCGCACAUUUUCUCCCGCACGGCCCUGGUCUCGAGAGGAAUUCCCGAGGCGCUUCGAGUGAGGAUUCGCGGCAGAGGGUGGGGUUGGAGGUGUACCUGUCCCGUAGACCUUUGGCCCGAGCUGCCCUGCUGAUGACCUCAUUCCUGGCGGAGGCGGCCAUGGCGGAGUGGUAGCCCAGCAGAUGCGUGGGAGACUCCCCCCAGUGCACACGCGCUCACAUGUGCACGCGACCUCCCGCCCCAAUCCGCUCGCACAUAGACGCACAUGGACGUACGUGUACAUGGUGUCGGUCCGACUAGUGAUACAGUGCCCAAACUCGUAACAGUGAUUGAAAUCGGUGACAAAAGGCCCCGUGCGCUAGCCCCAUGUGGUGAACCUGAAAUGGAUUCCUUCGCAGACAAAGCUGCAAGUGGCCUUCUCUUGUCCAAGCAUUCCGUGGUGUACAACAAUAUGCUCUGCAAAGUCGAAAACCCCAAGGAUGUAAGUGACAGCUCGCCCAGUGUGACCCCCUCGCUGACCUGUGAUUCCCCAGUGACCCAGCUGUCGCCGCCUGUCAACAUGACCUCAGAACAUGUCUCGCCUGCAGAACAUGGCAUUAAGGACGAUGUAUCUACUUAUGCUGCCCCAGCGCCUGCCAUUACAAAGAUGCCCAAUGACGCAAUCCUCAUACAAAAUCAGAUGUCAUCCACCGGAUCUGUCUGUACAGGAAACAUGAACCAAAUGUGCAAAGUGUGUGGAGAGCCAGCCGCUGGGUUUCACUUCGGUGCCUUCACUUGCGAGGGAUGCAAGUCGUUCUUCGGGCGGACCUACAACAACAUCCCUUCGCCCAACGAGUGCAAGAACAGCGGCCGUUGCGUCAUCAACAAGAAGACGCGGACCUCGUGCAAGAGCUGCCGCCUGCGGAAGUGCCUGCGGGUAGGCAUGUCGAAGAGCGGCUCCCGCUACGGCCGCCGCUCCAACUGGUUCAAGAUCCACUACCUGAUGCAGAACAACAGCACGGCCACGUCUUCGGCGGACGACCCCGUGGCGAGCGAGGCCUCCACGACCACGGCCACGAGCACGACCACGUCCCCCGGCCUCAUCAGCCCUUCGUCGGAGAGCAUGACGCUCAGUCCGGACUUGAAGGACUUCAAGGACUUCAAGGACUUCAAGCUCAGCCCCGACUUCAAGCUGAACUCUGACUUCAAGUCCGUGCUGGAGUGCAAGGGCCUCAACUCGCCCUCGUCCUCGGAAUCGCACAAUUCCGACUCGUCGCUCGACCUGAACGAGAAGUCGCUGUUCCCGCCGUACUCCGAGCACCUGUACCCGAAGGACCUCCUGGCGCUGUACAACCUGCCCACGCUGACGCCCCGCCUCCCGCCCUACGUGGCGCCAACCACCCUCGCUCACCGCUACCUCUACCCCUACUACCCGUUCCUCUCCGUCUACUCCCGCAAACAGUACUUGGACACCCUGAUGCAGGAGGCCCGGCAGCGGGGGGUCGCCACGCCCGUCGACGGCGAGGACGAGCCCGGCGACGGAGGCUCGCCCCCCGCCCGCGACUUCGCCCCGCCCCCGAAGUUCUUCAAGCCCAACCCUUCGCCGACGCACGACCUCAAGCUGCCGGUGAGGGAGCCCCCGAGCCUCGCUCAGGUCCGCAACCUGCUGCCCUUUCGCCAGAACCUGCUGGUGCGGGACAUCCUCAACUCGGGUCGCAAUCCGGGCCACGACCUGUCGCCCAGAGGAAGCCCCGACCUGGUGACCGUCGGCGCCACGGCCCCCCAGGACCUCCCCAUCGACCUCAGCGUCAAGAACAAGUCGCCGUCGCCGCCGAGGCCCGUGUCCGUCGGGGAGCGCUCGGCCUCCAGCUCGCCCCGGGGCGUGCAGGAGGGCGGCAGAGAGAGCAAGGAGGCUGACGAGGGCCAAGCAGGCAGGAGGAAGGAGGAGCAGGACGCGCCGCUCGAUCUUAGCGCCGCGAGGACGGGGUAGCGAGUGCCAGGGACCGCCGCCCCUCUGUCUUAUACGGUGCCAAGAGGAAGGAAACGCAGGGCCGCUCGCAGGUGCCACUCCGACGAUGCCACUCCUACUCAGAGCCUCCGUCCGUCGGGUUCCCUGGCCUCCUGCUCCUCCUCACGAAGCGGAAGGACUUGAGCGCGAAAGAACCCAAAGCAACUGCACACUAGCGGAAGUUCCGUCGGAUAUAUUCAUACACAUAUAUAGUAUAAAUAUAUAGAUAUAUUUUUCCUCCAUUUUUAUUGGCGCUAAGGACGCCGUCGCGGCCGAACGAUGCGUCUGGAUGGAUCAUGUCGCAAGCAGUUUCUUCCUUCCUCCCCAGAGUCGAUUCCUCCGCCAAGCUCUCCUUCCAUCAACUCUCUCAACGGACGAUAUUUUUUGGUAGUAAUUCCUAAAAAGUGCCAUCGAAAGUACAAGUUCUUCCGUUUAAAUAUUUUUUUUUUCCUCGUUGUCGACUGUACAGUAUUUUGAAUAGUUUUUUUGUUAUUUCUUAUGAACCAGUGUUUAUUUUCCUAAGAGACAUAUCUCCCAUUUCUUUAAACCCGCUCUUCCUACACACACAAAUAUCCCUCCUUACAUUAGUCAAUGGAGGGAGAUGAAACCAGUUCGAAUCCAUGAACGAAACUCGAAGUGAAGCAGAACGAAACAGAAGGAUUCAUCACAUUCCACAAAAAAAAAAAAAAAAAAACGAUUUUCCAUAAAAAAAAGGAAAACAGAAUUAAAACGAAUAAGGAAAAAAAGAAGAAGAAAAGGUAAUAAACGUUUGAUUUUAUUAAUCCUAUUUUUGGAAAGAGAUAAAAAGAAAGAAAAAAGAAAAGAGAGAAGAGAAAAAAAAAAAAAAAAAUCCCGGAUGUAUACAUUACGCACAAAAGUUGAAACAAGGUCUUUCAAACGCUUUCUGCAAAUUGUAUCCGAUGAUAAAACGACACAUACAGUUUGCAAGAUAGUAUUCGUGAUAGGCCAUCUCUAUAUAUGUGAAAUUCUAUAGGUUUAUAUACUGAGCAAGUCCUUGAAUGUGAAAAACCAAGCCUGGGAAGUCUCAUGCUAGAAUGGAAUGACAAUUUCCCAUUUUCUUUUUAUAUCAUCAAAUCUUUCACUUUCUUCAAGGUUUAGGUUAGUCACGCAAGGUCCAUAAAGCUCAUGUCCAUAUUAGCAGAUUCAUGAAAAAUGAACCUUAUCCCAGUAUGAUGAAUGCGACAGAAACUCUUUAUAAUUUUCAUUCAACUUUCCAGUAUUUAUUUUGUAAAUAUUCUAGAGUUAAACGAUGUACAGCCGAAUAAUGAUAUGUCCAUAAGGUGUAAAAGCACAAGUCAACACUGCGGAUCGUCGACCUUAGGGCCUUAAUGUCACCACUGUCUUACCCCGUCUUUAAUAACGGUGUUAUCAGUCACGUAACUGCACUAUUAGUAUUUUUUAUUAGAGGAUUUCAUAUGCUAAGUGGAUUUUGUCUUUAUCCUCAUGUGGUUAUAACGACACAAGUGAAAUAAUUCCCCGUUUUCUUUCAUUAAUGUGUCUUUACUGUGAUCAAAGAAAACGGAACAUGUUUGAAACAUGAUCGUCUCAGAAAUUGAUGUGAAUUUCAUGACACUUACUUUAGUGCAGUAGUGUUUUUUUUCAUACUUUUUUAUUCCUUUUUUUAUGGCCUAAGGCGAUGGUACCGUUACGUGUACUAGAGUCUGUGAAUAUGAUAUUUAUUGUAGGAACAAGUCGGUGCCAUCUAGUGUAUAAGAUCUAGAGUAAUAUAAUAAAAGCUACAAUAGAAA